UCUGUGUGAUCUAAUCCAGUUUGUUUUGUCCAAGUAAAGUGAUGAUGUUAUAUAUAUUGACUUGCAGGCUUUGGUAGCAAAUUGCAGGUUUUGAUUGAUGCGGAGGAGAGAGAGCGACAUGAUCGAAAGCCGGAGAAACAGAGUGAAGAGAAGUUGUAGAAACAACCACGAAGGGCUCUUAAUGAUGAGAGUGAUACAGAUGUUCCAUUAUUGAGGAAGUUUAACAAGAAGUCGUCAAAGCAGAUGAAAGAGAAGGAGAUGAAUGCAGAGCUUACAAUUUAUUAUUUGUUUUUAUAAAUUAUUUAUCAUUUACAAUCUCAGAGUAUGUGAUUGAAUAUUUUAGUAGACAGUGUCAACAGUGUUUAAAAAUUAUAAUUAAUGCUGUGAGUUGUCCAUCUUCCACCACCGGCAUCCUCUUCUGAUUUACAAUUUGCAAACAACCGACUGGUACUGCUUCCACCGGACUAGGCAAUAGAAAUCUACAGGUUUUUAAAAACAUGACAAGGAAUCUCCUCUUGGGAAGAUUGCUGCUCCCCUGCCUAUAUGUCUGCCAACUGAGGAGUGGGAUGUGGGUGACGAUGGUGAUGACGGUGAGGAUGAGGAGUAGCAGACAGAAGAUGAGGAGAAGCAGACAGAAGGUAAUCUGAAAGAGAAAAUAUCAACAGCUAUUGGUAAGAAGAGGUGUCUUCUAAUCUUGGAUGGUGUUUCUAAGGAUAUGAUAGUAGAUGCAAUUGUAUCAGAAUUUGAAUCCUUGGUUCCUGAUUUUAAGCAGCCUUCAUUUAAAGUCUUGGUGACCACAAUAGAUUACUCUGGAAAUCCUAAUGAUCCUUACGUGAAGGUGUUGGAGAUUGGACCCUUGUCUACUUCGGAGACCUUCACUCUUUUGCAACAAAAGUCAGAGAUCAAAAUUUUAAGCUACCAUUUGAAGAUAUCUAUACGGAAAGUGAGGGUGCUCCUGCUAAAGUUGAGGCUAUUGCAGAAGCACUAAAUUGCAUUACAGAACACAAACAUCGGGAUUGGAGAGGAGAGUUUAUAGUAGAUUCAACAGUUACUGAUGCUUCCAGCAUUAUGCCCUGCUUUCUCUGAAUUGCCCAUGCAAUUCUGCCAACCAAUGAUCUGAUUCGUUGUUUCUGGCACAGCUGGCAGUACAUUCACCUGAAUGGUCCUGUUAAUUUCACUCAAUUGAUAGCCCAUUGGAUUAUGGAGGGUUGUCUUGGUCGUAUUGAUUGUGUUGAGGAUGCUUUUAACAAGGGUUACUCUGUUGUCAUGGAGCUUAUAAGUCUAGGCUUUCUCCGACAUGUGGACUCCAACUGUGUCGUAAUGGUAGGAUGUGCAAUGAAAGUGCCUUAUUGGCGGAUUAGAGAUGAAAAAGAUUCUGUGAUUUACCGCAAGAACGAAGAUGGAGGACAUUAUUCAGGUAGGGAUUCCCAAAGAUUUAUAUAUACAGAGAGCUGUUUAAUGAUUCCUACUUUGAAGGAAAAAAUAUGGGAAGGAUUUGGGGACACUGCACUGAUUGAUGGUGUGAUAAGAACAGCUGGACAUAGGAGCAAAUCAGAGAAAAUCUCAACAUUAUUACUUGAUGGUAAUUAUCCAGGCAAGGAAGUCCAGGAUGCAUUUUUUCAUAGUCUGAAUGGUCUCAAUUUUCUUGGCAUCUUCAAUCCCAUGCUCAAAUCUCUACCAGCAUCUUUUUCACACAUGCAAGAGCUUACAAUGCUUAUCUUAAGGGGCUGUGAGUUUCUGCAGGAGAUUGAUCAGAUAAAAGAGCUCAGAUCAUUAGUUAUUCUCGAGAUAUCUGGUGCUACAUCAUUGACGACAAUUCCAGAUGAUUUAUUGCAGCAAAUGCUUCAUCUCCAAAGGCUCAACUUCUCUGAAGCACGGGUUGAAAUGUUACCUAUUUCUAUUUCCAAUUUAACUGAAUUAUGUUGGCUUAUCUUGAGAGGGUGUAGCCACCUGAAAAUGUUUCCAUGACUAAGUGCCUUGAAAAAGCUUGAGGUUAUUGACCUUAAUGGUGCUUCAUGUUUUGAAAGAUUCUAUGAGGCAACCUUUUCUCAGUUCCCAAAACUCAGGAUCCUUGAUGUUUCUCAUUCGCAGAUUGAUCGCCUACCAAUUCUAUCUGGUCUCGAAGAGCUAACACUGCUUGGAAUGAGAAAUUGUAAAUCCUUAACUAGACUUCCAAGGCUAAAAGGUCUUUCUGAUCUCCAAGUUCUUGAUCUUUCUGGUGCUAUCUGUUUAAAGGAGAUCUAUGAUGGCAUUUCACCUAGUCUUAAAGUUCUUGAUUUAUCUGAAACUGACUUGCAUGCCUUCCCUUCUAUCACUUGUAACCUUUCUCAUAUUUUGCUAAGAAAUUGUACUGCACUGACGAAGCUGCCAGUAUCUUGUAAAGACCUUGAAUUACUUGAUGUCUCUGGUUCCUCUAAUGUACUUGAAAUUGAAGAUCAAUCCUUUCAACAUUUGUGGUGCCUUCAUUGCCUAAACCUCUCAGAUACCAAACUAUGCUCUUUACCAUCUCUCUCCCACCUUCUUAACCUUCGUACUAUCAUUUUAAGGGAUUGUGAAUUCUUAGAGCGUCUUCCAGAAAUGGAAGGACUUCCGAGGCUCGAGGUACUUGACCUCACUAAUGCACGUUCUCUGACAGGCUUUGAUUACAGCGAGUUCCCAAACAUGCGCCAGCUUAUCCUAUGUGGUUGUUCCUCCCUUACUAUGUUGCUAGCUUUCGCUGAAAGUCUUGAAGUGAUUGAUCUUUCAGGUGGCACUAAUUUGUCAUUUCAUAGUUAUCGUAACUUUAAUUUCGUGCAUUUGCCUCGAUUUCAGAUACUCAAGACUUUUUGGAAUUUCGGAUUUUUACCUUUCCCAUCAUAAGGCCUCUAUCAAAUCUUGAGGAGCUAAAUAUUUCUAAUUUUAGAUAUCUUCCUAGAAAAGAUUCUUUCCUGAGUGAUUUACUUAGUGCUAUGAGGAACCUUCAGAUUCUCAACUUGUCUAAAACUCCCAUUUACGUAGAUGUCUUCUUCCUAAGUAACUUAACCCAGUUGUCAUUGAGAGGCUGGUCAGGCAUGGAAGAUGCAUCAGGCUUGGAAAAGCUUGCAAGGCUUGAAGUUCUUGAUCUUUCUGAAACAGCAGUCACAUGCCUGCCUUCCCUGAAGUUUUUAUGCAACCUCCGCCAGCUUUUGCUAAGAGAUUGUUGGGGCCUGAAGAAGCUGCAACAUUUGAAAUCACUUAGUCGCUUGGAGGUUCUUGAUCUUUGGGGUACUGGGAUAAAAGAAUUUCUCUAUGAGAUCUCAGAGUUGUCUUGCCUUAAACGCCUUCAUCUUCCCCUCUUGAAGGAUACUGAAGAACUUGAUUGGAGGAGGAUAAAGCACCUUCCAGAGGAACUAAAUUGGGUUGAUUGUGGCAUCUUUGGGGCAGAAAAAGUGUUUCCAUUGAGUGUAAAUAAUCUCCACAUAAUGGUUCGUGGCAGCAAGUUUUUUGAUUUUUUGGACGAAAAUCCCAUGUUAUGGGAUACAUAUUUCAAGCAAUUUCAUUUUUCUGUUUCACCUCCAAGAAAGCAUGAUGAACAUGGAGAUUUCUUUAGCCACAGAGAUGAAAGCAAAUUUAGAGAUAUCUACACAAGAACCAGAUGUUUUCCUUGUUACUCGGAAAUCCACAGCCAGUCUCUGGAAAUUUGGUCUUGCAGUCCUUUCCUCGGUCUGGAGUGUGUUCUCAGGCAUGCUCAAUAUAUAUGUUUGCACGAUAAUGCAAAUAUCAGUUGCUUAUCUGAAUUAGGU
Messenger RNA from Carica papaya (papaya), 3761 nucleotides. The record is from RefSeq and is a predicted model, not a curated record. Lineage: Eukaryota; Viridiplantae; Streptophyta; Magnoliopsida; Brassicales; Caricaceae.